This is a messenger RNA of Verticillium alfalfae VaMs.102, 1020 nucleotides long. Its product is annotated as glutathione S-transferase. NCBI's taxonomy places the organism in Eukaryota, Fungi, Ascomycota, Sordariomycetes, Glomerellales, Plectosphaerellaceae. Gene Ontology annotation, molecular function: glutathione transferase activity. The record is from RefSeq and is a predicted model, not a curated record. The transcript has 3 exons. Bases 1 to 1020 code for a protein of 339 amino acids. Gene Ontology annotation, biological process: glutathione metabolic process.
AUGGACACAGUAUGUAGGCAACCCGAGGCAGCGACAGUCGACUCCGGGUACAUGACAUCACUUCCGGCGCCUUACCCCACACUAUGGUCGGCAAUGCUUCAGCCGCUUUCGGCGUCGGACUCAGACUUCGCACACGACGUCCUGUUAGCAUCCAAAUUUCAACUCAAUCUGUCUCUUCAUCGAUUGAUACGAUACCAGAAACCACGAUCCACGUACAAGAAUUAUGUCUGUUACAUCUCCAUCUGCGAAGCGAACGAGACGGCCAAGGAUGUCUCCUACAACCUCGUCUACUGGCCUGGCGUUCCCGGGCGGGGAGAGCAUGUUCGCCUCGUCCUUGAAGAAGCUGGAGCCUCAUACACAGACACAGCAGCAGCUGAGAAUGGAGUCGACGAGGUGUUGAAGCAUACCGCCGACACCAACACAGGAGACGCCUCGAAUCCUCCUCCUUUCGCACCGCCAAUCCUGAUACACGGCGACCUUCUCAUCGCACAGGUGCCCAACAUUCUCCAGUAUCUCGGAGUCCGUCACGGCCUAGCCCCCAAGCCCGGAGAUGAGAAUGACGGAGUUUAUCACGUCAACCAGCUGGCUCUAACGGCUCUAGAUGGCCUGAGCAACGAGGUCCACGACACACAUCACCCCAUCGCUAUGGGCCUCACUUAUGAGGACCAGAAGGAGGAAUCGAAGAAAAGGGCAAAGGAUUACGUUGAAACCAGACUUCCUAAGUUCCUUGGCUACUUUGAGCGCGUGCUGAAGGGUGAGGCCAGUGGAGAGGGACCGUGGCUAUAUGGCGGAUCGCUCACGUACGCUGAUCUGGUCUUAUUCCAGUGCAUUGACGGCGUCAAAUUCGCCUUCCCCAAGGCAUUGACCAAACUGCAGGACAGUAACAAAUACAAUGGAGUUUUCAAGCUCUACGAUGCUGUCAAGGAACGCCCCAACAUCAAGGAAUACCUUUCAAGUGAGAGAAGGCAGAAGUACGCAGACGGCAUCUACAGGCACUACCCAGAGCUCGACUCAGAGUAG